Molecule: messenger RNA, 2556 nt
Organism: Dipodomys ordii (Ord's kangaroo rat)
Lineage: Eukaryota; Metazoa; Chordata; Mammalia; Rodentia; Heteromyidae
Gene: Adamts8
Product: ADAM metallopeptidase with thrombospondin type 1 motif, 8
Exons: 9
Biological process (GO): extracellular matrix organization; proteolysis
Molecular function (GO): metalloendopeptidase activity; zinc ion binding
Source: RefSeq, a predicted model, not a curated record
CGCGCCGGCGAGCUCGUGCUCCACCUGUCCGCCUUCGGCGCGGGCUUCGAGCUGCGCCUGGCGCCCGACGCCAGCUUCCUGGCUCCCGAGUUCAAGGUGGAGCUCGUCGGGGGCUCGGGCGGGGAGGCCGGGGCCGAGCCGGGACUGCGCGGCUGCUUCUUCUCGGGCACCGUGAACGGGGAGCCCGAGUCGCUGGCCGCCGUCAGCCUGUGUCGCGGGCUGAGCGGCUCCUUCUUGGUGGCCGGCGAGGAGUUCGCCAUCCACCCGCGGGGCACCGGGGACUCCCUGGACCAGCCGCACGUCCUGCAGCGCUGGGGGCUCGCGGGGCGCCGCGGGGAUCCCGAGCUCGCCCCGGACCAAGCCCUUCCCCUCCCUCGAGGACCCGAGUGGGAGGUGGCGAGGGGGAAGGAACAGAGUCAGGAGACGGGAGACGGGGACCCCGAGGACGGAGAGGAGCAGCGCGCAGAGGCCGGAGGCGCCGGGGAUCUGCCGCCACCCUUGCGAAGCACCAGUAGGACCAAGCGCUUCGUGUCCGAGGCGCGCUUCGUGGAAACCCUGCUGGUGGCCGACGCGUCCAUGGCUUCCUUCUAUGGGGCCGAUCUGCAGAACCACGUCCUCACCCUGAUGUCCAUGGCAGCCCACAUCUACAAGCACCCCAGCAUCAGGAACUCCAUCAACCUCAUGGUGGUCAAAGUACUGAUUGUGGAAGAUGAGAAACAGGGCCCAGAGGUGUCAGACAAUGGUGGGCUUACAUUGCGUAACUUCUGCAGCUGGCAGCGACACUUCAACAAACCCAGUGACCGCCACCCAGAGCACUUUGACACAGCCAUCCUGCUCACCAGACAGAACUUCUGUGGGAAGGAGGGGCAGUGUGACACACUGGGUGUGGCGGACAUCGGCACCAUCUGUGACCCCAGCAAGAGCUGCUCUGUGAUCAAGGACGAAGGGCUCCAGGCAGCCUACACACUGGCCCACGAGCUAGGGCACGUUCUCAGCAUGCCCCACGACGACUCUAAGCCCUGUGCAAGGCUCUUUGGGCCCAUGAGUAAGCACCACAUGAUGGCACCGCUCUUCGUCCACCUGAAUCAGACACUACCCUGGUCUCCCUGCAGUGCCAUGUACCUCACAGAACUCCUGGAUGAUGGCCACGGGGACUGUCUCCUGGAUGCUCCCACCUCAGUUCUGCCCCUUCCUACAGACCUACCGGGCAGCAAGGGUCUAUAUGCACUGGAUCAACAGUGUAAGCAGAUGUUUGGGCCUGGUUUCCGCCAUUGCCCCAACACCCCUCCACAGGACAUCUGCGCCCAACUCUGGUGCCACACAGAGAGUGAUGAGCCCCUUUGCCACACGAAGAAUGGCAGCCUGCCAUGGGCUGAUGGCACACCCUGCGGACCUGAGCACCUCUGCUUAGAUGGCAGCUGUCUGCCCAAGGAGGAAGUAAAAAAGCCCAAGGCUGUGGUAGACGGAGGCUGGGGCCUGUGGGGACCCUGGGGAGAAUGUUCUCGGACCUGUGGAGGAGGAGUCCAGUUUUCACACCGCGAAUGCAACAACCCCGAGCCUCAGAAUGGAGGAAGAUACUGCCUGGGUCGGAGAGCCAAGUACCAGUCCUGCCACACCGAGGAAUGUCCCUAUGAUGGAAAAAGCUUCAGGGAGCAGCAGUGUGAAAAAUAUAAUGCCUACAACUACACUGACCUAGAUGGAAAUCCCUUGCAGUGGGUCCCUAAAUAUUCAGGGGUGUCUCCUCGAGACCGCUGCAAGUUGUUCUGCCGAGCCCGGGGGAGGAGUGAAUUCAAAGUGUUUGAAGCCAAGGUGAUCGAUGGCACUCUGUGUGGCCCUGAGACCCUGUCCAUCUGUAUCAAAGGCCAGUGUGCCAAGGCUGGCUGUGACCAUGUGGUGGACUCCCCUAGGAAGGUAGAUAAAUGUGGAGUGUGUGGGGGCAAAGGCACCUCAUGCAGAAAGGUCUCCGGUUCAUUCACCCCCACCAGUUAUGGAUACAAUGACAUUGUCACCAUCCCUGCUGGUGCCACAAACAUUGAUGUGAAACAACGAAGCCACCCAGGGGUCCGGAACGAUGGCAGCUACCUGGCAUUGAAGACGGCUGAUGGGCAGUAUCUGCUUAAUGGCAAUCUGGCUAUCUCUGCCAUAGAACAGGACAUCUUGGUGAAAGGGACCAUCCUAAAGUAUAGUGGCUCCAUUGCUACCCUCGAGAGGCUUCAGAGCUUCCGGGCACUGCCUGAACCUCUGACAGUGCAACUCCUGACUGUCCCUGGUGAGGUCUUCCCUCCCAAAGUCAGAUAUACCUUCUUUGUUCCCAAUGACACGGACUUCGGCAAGCAGAACAACAAAGAGAGAGCAACCACCAACUUCAUCCAGCCGCUGCUCCAUGCACACUGGGUGCUGGGGGACUGGUCAGAGUGCUCCGUCACAUGCGGAGCUGGCUGGCAGAGGCGGACUGUGGAAUGCAGGGACUCCUCUGGGCAGGCCUCCACCACCUGUGACAAAGAUUUGAAACCUGAGGAUGCCAAACCCUGUGAAAGCCAGCCGUGUCCCCUGUGA